This is a messenger RNA of Oncorhynchus nerka (sockeye salmon), 2621 nucleotides long. RefSeq names its product retinoic acid receptor beta-like. The coding region runs from base 454 to 1806 and encodes 450 amino acids. Gene Ontology annotation, biological process: regulation of transcription by RNA polymerase II; cellular response to corticotropin-releasing hormone stimulus; retinoic acid receptor signaling pathway. NCBI's taxonomy places the organism in Eukaryota, Metazoa, Chordata, Actinopteri, Salmoniformes, Salmonidae. Gene Ontology annotation, molecular function: RNA polymerase II cis-regulatory region sequence-specific DNA binding; nuclear receptor activity; zinc ion binding. The transcript is spliced from 9 exons. The record is from RefSeq and is a predicted model, not a curated record. Gene Ontology annotation, cellular component: nucleus; transcription regulator complex.
GUCCCUGUGACAUAACUAGUAUGAAGUGGUUGUGUAGAGACAACAUAACCCAUUCGUCAAUAAAUGGGAGCUAAGAACUCCAAAACAAACUUUGUUAUGUAAAAUAGCCUACUAUUCUGUUUUUGUCGGGUUUUCACAGGGACGGACUAUUUUGCUGUGCCCCCUGCGCGCGAUGGACGCAAAUAUUUUUUGAAUGAAUCCAUCGAUGGAAAUCUUCUCUCGGCGCCCGCAUACAACUGUAGAUAUUUUUGCAUCGACUCAAAUGAAUAAAAUAUAAUUUUGGUCAAUUACAAACUUUGAACAAAAAUGUCCAUCAUACGCUUGACUGAGAGGGAAAACAGAAUCCUACUUGGGCGUGAGAAUUAAGGACAGUUGCAUUCCAUUUGUUCAAUUUCUUUAGAUCCUGACGCAUCUUGAUAAGGACUCGGCCUUACACUAAUGUUAUAGAAAACCAUGUUUGACUAUAUGGAUUUUCUCGCAGUUGGUCCAGGGGAAACGCUGGACUUCUAUACUGCAAGUCCUUGUAUGCUCCUGGAACCAUCUCAAACCGCAUGCUUCACUGGACUAACAGAAACGGAUUGGCAAGUUCAUCGGGUCGCGCAAUCUGUGGAAACCCAGAGCUCCAGCUCAGAGGACCUGUUCGCCAGUCCUCUCUCACCUCUGCCCCCUCCUCGCACCUACAAACCCUGCUUCGUGUGCCAAGACAAGUCCUCAGGCUACCACUAUGGCGUCAGUGCUUGUGAGGGCUGUAAGGGUUUCUUCCGUAGAAGUGUCCAGAAGAACAUGGUUUACACGUGCCACCGGGACAGUAACUGCAUCAUCAAUAAGAUCACCAGGAACCGCUGUCAGUACUGCCGGCUACAGAGGUGCUUCGCCGCGGGCAUGUCCAGGGAGUGUGUUGCCCACAAGGGAAAUCACACCAGAGCUGUCAGGAAUGACCGGAGUAAGAGGAAGGAGAAGAAGGAGACUCCCAAGAUGACCAUCAUCGAGACAUAUGAGCUGACAGCAGAACUGGGCUGUAUAGUGGAGAAAAUCUGUAGGGCUCAUAGAGAGACCUUCCCUUCCCUCUGCCAGUUGGGCAAAUACACUACAAACUCAAGCUCAGACACUAGGAUCCAGUUGGACCUGGGGCUGUGGGAUAAGUUCAGUGAGCUGGCCACCAAAUGUAUCAUCAGGGUUGUGGAGUUUGCCAAACGGGUUCCUGGUUUCACCGGCCUGACUAUAACUGACCAGAUCACCCUCCUCAAAGCGGCCUGUCUGGACAUUCUGAUUCUGCGGAUCUGUACAAGGUACACUCCUGACCAGGACACUAUGACCUUCUCAGACGGGCUGACCUUGACCCGUACACAGAUCCACAACGCUGGCUUUGGCCCGCUCACAGACCAGGUGUUCACCUUCGCCGGCCAGCUGCUGCCCUUGGAGAUGGAUGACACAGAAAGUGGCCUCCUCAGCGCCAUCUGCCUGGUGUCUGGAGACCGCCAGGACCUGGAGGAGCCGUCUAAGGUGGAGGUCCUGCAAGAGCCCUUACUGGAGGCCUUGAAGAUCUACUCCCGUAAACGCCGGCCCAGCAUGCCCCUUAUGUUCCCCAAGGUCCUCAUGAAGAUAACCGACCUGCGCAGCAUCAGCGCCAAAGGAGCUGAGCGAGUGGUGACGUUGAAGAUGGAGAUCCCAGGUUCCAUGCCUCCUCUUAUCCAGGAGAUGCUGGAGGAGAUGGAGAACCUGGAGAAGCAGAAGCAUUCUGAGGAGGAGCAGAGAGCAGACAAGAACAUCACACACACACACUCUCCAUGUCCACACAGUACAUAGACACCAGCCUGUUUGCUUGAAAACCUUACUAAAAUGAAAAAUAUACCUCCAAUGGGAUGUCCCAGAAAGGAAAUUAUGAGGAUGGUGAAAUGUGAACAAUACCAGUGAAAACAGUGUAUUCAGAGUUAUAUAAAGGGAAUUGUAAAUAGAACCAUGCCACAGAACUUAGUUGUGACGUACACAAUUUGUAAGUCGCUCUGGAUAAGAGCGUCUGCUAAAUGACUUAAAUGUAAAUGUACAGAGAGCAAAGAGAAUACUCAUAACUGGACGUGACUGGAGAUACAACAGGACCAGCCUGUGUGUUGGUCAGUAUCAUAAGGUGCUUAGAAGAUGGUUUAAAUACAUACAGUGCAUUGCAGUACUAGAGAGUAGCUUAACAUAUUAACCUCACACAGAGAGCCUUUCUAUACGGAUGGGAGUGGGAUUCAUGUGAAUUGUGACUAGACAUUCCAUUGUGGUGUGACACAGGGGCAAGGCAUGACAAUAUGCAUGAUAUGGAUUCAGUUUAACUCUCAAAAAGGGAUGCAUUUUUCGGAGGUUAUUACUGGGUGUGUGUAGGUCACAAAUGUACGAGAGAUUUUAAAACAGGUACCUACUCUAAAGUAAGGGGGUUCACGUUUCCAUUAUUUAAAGUCUUGCAUGAUUGGCUUUGUUAAGUAAGUGCUAUUACUCUCACCAUGUCAACAUAUAUUCUUCAUACCAUUGUAUGGUUAUGUUUAUCUCUAUGAUGAACGGCAUGGUGCUUUUUUGUGAUAUUGAUUAUAAUCCUAUUUCAGAUAGUUAUUGGUCUAUUAAAGUCUUGGAACUAUAUAUAA